Molecule: messenger RNA, 951 nt
Organism: Mesorhabditis belari
Lineage: Eukaryota; Metazoa; Nematoda; Chromadorea; Rhabditida; Rhabditidae
Source: the annotation of a GenBank genome assembly
AUGUUCCUAGCAGCAACGAAUCGUUUAUCACUACCGUGUUGCUCAAACAAGCUUUAUUUGCUAGCAAAACCGGCGACUGUUUCCAACUCCACUUCACAAAGAAGGAAUGCGAGUCAACUACCACCAGCGAUUUCGAGCGUCUUUGAGUAUGCAGCCGAUUGUAACAUAACGCAAGCUAUGCAGUGGGGAAUGGAAGGAAUUCAUGCUGCUGGCGUGCCAUGGGCGGGCACGUUUAUAGUUUCAGGUAUAGCGCUGCGGCUACUCACUGCUCCGACACAUGUAUUGGCUGAAAAACUUUUUGCUAAAAGGAUUCACGCACAGAAUUUUUUCACUCAAGCGAUAUUAAAGAAAGUUUCGGAGCACUACAAAAUUGGUCUUUCUCCGACUGGAAUCCUCAAAACGGAAGAUCCUAAAGUUUUGGAUCAUACAGAAAAAUUGAUAAAAGAAAACGUUCCUGGUUACCUUGUUGAACAACGGCUACAAGCUUCACGAAUUCAGAACCUCAAAAUAUGUUCAGUACCAAUAUGGAUCUUUUCGUCAUUUGCUCUACGUAAUAUUAUCAAUGGUGAUUUUGCGCCGGCCGUUCCAGGAGCACUUUGGAUUCCCGAUCUACUCCUACCAGAUCCGUAUUUUAUUCUACCCGCCAUUGUUGGGUCAUUCGGGUUUCUGAAUCUUUGGGCUCAACGUAAAAUUUAUCCUGCGAUAGGGACAAGAAAGAAUUGGCUAAAAACCUAUGAUGCUUCUUUGGCUUUUAUGACUACUGCAGCUGUUUACAUUAUGGCACAUCUUCCAGCCGUUAUUCCGUUGUAUUGGCUUGUCGUUUCGAUUACGGGAUUCGCGCAAACCCAAAUGCUUCGUCAUCCAAGGAUCAAAUCAAUUUUUGAUAUCAAAAGGCUGCCAACAGAUUCAAAGACACCAAUCAGAGAUCUCUUUUUGACAAGAAAAAUGGCA